GUGAUAGCGAGGGAAGGAGGGGGCCCUAAAACAGUUCGCUGACACUCUCGUUUCAUCACUUAAUAGCUCGACUACCCCGGAGCGGUCCUCAGGACGCAUUUUUGGCGCGUGGAUACAUACUUGGUGUCGCUUACUACCUUUUGAAGUUUUGUCGCGUUUGCGGUGGUUUCGGAGCGAGCACGAGCCAAAUCAACCAAAGAGGAGAAAGAAGUGCGGUUUUCGCCAUGGGAGCACAGACCUCAGCGCAACCAGACGAAAAGAGCCAAGAGGAUGCGUCAGCCGAGGAGCUGAGCGCGGAGGUGAACGCGAUUUCGGAGGGGGAUAGCGUUGUCGACGCCAAGCUCCAGCAGACGAAUGGACAGAUCUCAAUCUCCAGUUUGAUUGGGAAGGUAGAUGAGCAGACAGAGCUCCAUGGCCACUCAGAGGACAACACCCUAACAGAGGAAGUUGAUGGCGUGUCCGUGUCUCAGAAGGAGGAGGUUCCUGAAACAAUGGACUCCCUCCAGGCUGAGGUGCCCCCUCAGGUGAACGGAGAGAAGGAUGAGAAUGAGUCACCUGACACAAACAACAUCACCUCUGCAGAGGAGAAGGAGGUCGAGGAGAAACCAGGCGAGGCCAAUGAGGUGGGCUUCAAAAAGAUCUUUAAGUUCGUUGGCUUCAAGUUCACUGUGAAGAAGGACAAGAAUGAGAAGACGGAGCCGGUGCAGCUGCUGACGGUGAAGGACAAGGACGUGGAGGAAGGAGAGACCAGCGGGUCUGAGGAAACUAAGGAGGAAGCCACCACUGCAGAGGAGGAGGUCAAAUCUGAGAAGGAGAAGGCAACUGAGCCAGAUACCUCCACCAUUGAGGCUGACGCCACUCCAGUGGAUGCCCCAUCUAAGACCGUGGAUGGAGAGGCUGCAGAGGGAGUCAGAGAAGAGGCUGCAGAGGUAGCUGAGGUGGAAGCUACAGAGAAAGAGCCUGAGGACCCAGCUGCAACUAACCCACCUGGCCAGGAGACCACUCAGUCCCCCUUCAGAAGGUUCUUUACACAGGGAAUCUUCUUCAACCUGCGCAAGAAGGCAAGCAUCAAGAAGCCCAAAGAGGAGGAACCAAAAGAGAAAGCUUCCGAGGAGGAGAUAAAGGAGGGAGAGGAAACAGCAGAGGCUGUGGUGGAGGAGGAUGGAGAGAAAGCAAAGGAAGAGGUGGAGGGAGAGGUGAAGGAGGUGGAACCAGUGACAACGCCAGAGGAGGCUAAGCCUGAUUAUUCCACAGAAACUGAGACAGAGGAAGCACCUGUCAAAGAGAUCAAAGAGGAGGUCCAAGCUGAGGUUGCUGUAGAAAUGUCAGAAGCCGGUAUUUCUGACAAUGCCAAACCAGCGGAAGAGAAAGUUGAAGAGGCUGUGGAAGCAGACAAUGCCCCAGUCGAGGUCACCACCGAGGCUGAGCUGCUCUCAUCCCAGGAGAAGGUCAAGGCCCAGGGAAGCCCACUGAAAAAGCUCUUCACUGGGGCCGGCCUGAAGAAGCUCUCUACCAAGAAACAGAAGAAAGACAAGAAAGACGCAGAGGCCAAGCUGACCGAGUCUGGGGAACAGGUGGCUGAACUCCAGACCUCCACAGAUUCAGCAGAGGUCCAGAAACCCGACAGUGGGGCCUCGUCUCCAGAGGAGUCUGGUGAGCAUGCCAUCGGGGUGGAAGCCGCCCAAGCUGAGGCCAGCCAAGAGGCUGAUGGGGAGGUAACCAGCUCAGAUGAAGGGAAGAAGAAAGAAGGUAUCAUGCCCUGGUCCUCCUUCAAGAAGCUGGUGACGCCCAAGAAACGCAUCAAGAGGCCCUCUGAGAGUGAGGACGAGGCAACUGGUGAGAAAGCCAAGUCGGGCACCCUGUCCUCUACUGAGAGUGCCGUGUUUGUGGAGAAAGAGAAGGAGCCGGAACCCACUGAGGAGGACCCAAAAACCGAAACCACUGAAAAGCUGGAGGGCAGCAUCGAGGAGUCCAAAAAGAUGAAGAUGGACACCUCAGUCUCAUGGGAGGCCCUUAUGUGUAUGGGCGGCAAUAAGAAAAGGACCAGGAAGACCUCUGACUCUGAAGAUGAGGAGACCAAAAUCGAAGAGGAGGCGCCACAAGCUGGAGAAGAGCUGGCUAAGACCGCAGAGUCUCCUCUCGGAAGUUCCAGAGAGGCUGAUCAGGAAAACAUGGUGUCGUCCCCCGAACCAUCCACUAGCCCCGCCGCGGGAGAGUCCCCCUGGGAUACUCUCAAGCGCCUCGUCACCCAUAGGAAGAAGCCCAAAGCCGAGGAGAAGACAGAUGAGUCCGGUGCCGAACCAGUUGUCUCAGACAGUGAAAUCUCAAAAGAAGAUUCCUCAUUCUCUCUGAGGAAACUCAUCCCUGGACGUAGAAAGAAGAAGCAGCUUUCCUCCGAUCUGGGAUCUGGCGAGGAAGACUCUGACACACCAGCUGUGGUCCCCCUCUCAGAGUACGACAACGAGCAUGCCAAGACUAAGGAAGAGGCUGAAUUUGAAAUGACAGUGGAGACAGUGGAUGCUAAGGAGGCAGCACCAAUCACUCAGGCUCAAUCCUCCACCGAAGAGAGAUCCCCUUCUUGGAUCUCAGCCACGGCUGUUGUGGAAGACCUCCAGGAGAUUCCACACGAUCAGCUGAGCGACAUCCCAGAAGAGGGUGCUGCCACCCCAAAGUCUGCUGACACCACCCUCGCCGAGGACAUUGUAGAGCAGACUUCAGAGGCAGUCACAUGCCUGGAGCAGGAGCCUGAGCUGUCUGUUGCCGAGGUGACUGCAAAGAUGAUCCCAGCCAUUUCUGGAGAAACCACCCCUAUGCCCUAUGAGCCUGAGCCAGAGUCUCUGGAGGUCCUGCAGGAGGCUGUGGAGCUCGUCAAUGAGCUCCCAAGCCUGACUUCCAUAGAAAUCACAGAGGUCCAACUGGAGAAUGCUGCGUCCAUCCCAGAGCCCACACCGACGAUCGAGUUCACCGAGAGCGAAUCAAAGGUUGUCUUGAUGGUGCAUAAAGAAACUGAGGCCACCGCCAUCUGCACUGGCUUGGGCACCAAGGAGAUUGCCAAGGUGGCGGUGGAGAAGCCUGUGAUUCCCACCGUGGAGUGUCUAGCUGAGAUCAGCGAUGCUCUGUCUGCUGAGCUGCCAGUGGAGGAUAAGGCUGAUCCAACUGAGGCGGCUGAUUCUACUGAAGAGCCAAUGUUUGAGGCUCAAGUGGAGCAAGUUGAAAGCACAUUCCUGGAGACCUCCCUGGAGAAGACUAUUGAAGAUAUCCCAGAGCCUGAGAUAGCCACUGAGGGUAAAGAGCCUGAAGUUGAAAAGCUAGCCGUGAUCAAUGAUAUCCAGACGGAGGCUGAAAUCAUCGAGGCCCCUGUAGUGACUGAGAACACCCCCAGAGUGGAGCUGGUGGACCCCAUCACACCAACUGUCGAAGAAUCCAUUGCCGCUGACAUUGUGGAGAUCUCUGAGGCACCUGUCGUUGAGGUCAAAAGUGAGGAGAUGGAGGUGGAAGAGUCAGCUGCCAUCAAAGACAUCGCUCCUGUAGAGGAGGUGAAUGACCCCGUCGCAAGAGAAAUGGCUACCUCGCUAACUGAUAUCGAUCCGGCCACAGUUACUGAGGUGUGCGAGGCAGCCAUUGCUGUUGUAGCCCCUGCUGAAGAGUUUGUCAUUGUCAAGGAGACUGUGUGCCAAAUCAACCCACCGUCCGUGAAAACCCAGCAAGUGGAGGUCCCGGAGGCCGUGGCGGUGGAAACAGUCUCAGUGGUAGUUGCAGAGCCUGCUGGUGAUUACCAAAUCCAAGUGAAAGUGACUGAGGUUGGUGUCACAGAGGCCGAGGAGACAAAGGAGGCAGAGGCCAUGGAGGAGACGGGCUUGGUCAUUGCUCAGGUGGUCAUCCUGAACGCUGUGGAGAAAGUGUCUGAAGCAGAGGCUGAACCCGAAGCGCCUGCCUGCGUCACUGCCACCAUCACACCCGAAGACGCACUACCAGUCCAGGCAGUAGCAAUGAUAGAGAAAGAGAUUGAACAAAUAGCAGAGGAGAAACCUGUCAUUGCUGAAACUCCUGUUUUCCAAGUUAAAGCACCAGCACCAGAAACUCCAGCAGAGGAGCCUGCGGCUCCAGAGGCACAAGCCGAGGCUGAAAAACCACCAAAGGAAGUUCACGAGGCCUUUCAGGUCAUUGAGACAAUUCCAGUCAUAGUUGAAAUCACAGAGAGUAUCGUGGAAGAGGUUAACAAGGAGGCGGAGGAUGUUGUCAAAGAGGGAGUUGAGGAGAUAAAACAGGAAGUGGAAUUAAAGCAAGCAGUGGAGGUCAACAUAAGUGAGGAGAAAGUUGUAGAGGUUGAAGUUGUAAUAAAGGUGGAACAGACAGAGAGUGAGUCAGGUGGAAAGGCAGAGGAGGAGAUCAAAAAGGUAAAGAGCAACGUAGAGGCAGUAGAGGUUCAGGAAGUUCUACAAGCUGAGGUAAUCAAGCUGGUUCAGGAAGUGAUAGCAGAGGGUCCCGUUCCAGAGGCAGCUGAUGAGAAGUCAGAAGCAGCGGUGGUGACAGAAGAGACCCCAGUACCAGAGGGGCCCACAGAGACCCCGAAAGCCCCAGCCCAGCCAAAGGAGACGACUGCUGAGGUUGUGGGCCCACAUACAGUACAGGUGGUCAAUCAGGCGGCACAGAUCGUUGAAGAGAAGGAAGCAAAGGAAAUCCAGAUGGAGGAGGUGGUGGAAAUUGAUGCCAUUGUAAGCGCACCAGAGACAAAGGAAGCCCUGGCUAAAGAAGUCACGCCAGCCCCUGAAUCCACACCAGACACCCCAGCUGUGACUGACAGCCAUGAGGCCCCUGCUCACAUUGUGGUAGAGGAGGUUGCCGUCGCCAUGGCUGUGAAAGUUGCCAGACCAGCGGAGGCAGGGGCAGAGAAGGCGACACCAGUGAAGCGUGUGGAGGUGAUGGCGCAGGUGAUCGAGGUGAUCGAGGAGGCAGUGAGGGAGAUUGAACCUGUCUCCUCCACAGAGCUCACAGCUACAUCGUGAGCAGCUGUAGAUACAAGAUGGUUGCCUGGGAGACAGACUGUCCUGACCAGGAAGUGAGUGAUAGUGAGAAAGUUAGCGAGAGAGUGAGAGGAUGCACUGUGGAGACACACUGAGACUGAGCUCCACCCCACCCUGCCCAGAGCGACUGAGUGACUGAGUUCCACCCCACCCUACCCUGAGUGACUGAGCUCCACCCCACCCUGCCCAGAGCGACUGAGUGACUGAGUUCCACCCCACCCUGCCCAGAGCGACUGAGUGACUGAGCUCCACCCCACCCUGCCCAGAGCGACUGAGUGACUGAGUUCCACCCCACCCUGCCCUGAGUGACUGAGCUCCACCCCACCCUGCCCAGAGUGACUGAGUGACAGAGCUCCACCCCACCCUGCCCAGAGCGACUGAGUGACUGAGUUCCACCCCACCCUGCCCAGAGUGACUGAGCUCCACCCCACCCCUGCCCAGAGCGACUGAGUGACUGAGUUCCACCCCACCCUGCCCAGAGCGUCUGAGUUCCACCCCACCCUGCCCAGAGCGUCUGAGUUCCACCCCACCCUGCCCAGAGCGACUGAGUUCCACCCCACCCUGCCCAGAGCGACUGAGCUCCACCCCACCCUGCCCAGAGCGACUGAGUGACUGAGCUCCACCCCACCCUGCCCAGAGCGACUGAACUCCACCCCACCCUGCCCAGAGUGACUGAGUUCCACUCCACCCUGCCCAGAGCGACUGAGUGACUGAGCUCCACCCCACCCUGCCCAGAGUGACUGAGCUCCACCCCACCCUGCCCAGAGCGACUGAGUGACUGAGUUCCACCCCACCCUGCCCAGAGUGACUGAGCUCCACUCCACCCUGCCCAGAGUGACUGAGCUCCACCCCACCCCUCUUUCCUUCCCCCAUGCCCCUGUCCUGCAGCACCAGCCUGUCACACAGAGGUGGCAUCCCCACCCCCCUGGCCCUCCAUAGGUGAAGCAUCGAUCUCGCUACACACAUACGAAGCCACAGUCCCGCACCUUUGAAGCUUCCCAUCUGGCUUGUAAUCAAUGUGAUGUACUUUUUCUGUUUUGACAACCUUCUAUCGCCCUUGCUGUGGCUUGGGAGUCUGCUGUCCCGUGUGUGUGUGUGUGUGUGUGUGUGUGUGUGUGUGUGUGUGUGUGUGUGUGUGUGUGUGUGUGUGUGUGUGUGUGUGUGUGUGUGUGUGUGUGUGUGUGUGUGUGUGUGUGUGUGUGUGUGUGUGUGUGUGUGUGUGUGUGUGUGUGUGUGUGUGUGUGUGUGUGUGUGUGUGUGUGUGUGUGUGUGUGUGUGUGUGUGUGUGUGUGUGUGUGUGUGUGGUCUCAAGAGUUGGAGGAUUAUUAUCUUGUAUAUUGUAUUUAUAUCUUAUGCGUAUUCUCUCAUUCCCCCAUCCUUUAUUUUUUUGUAUUGAAUAUGUGACCCAUUUUCUCAAACAUAUGUAAGACUUAGAUUCAAAGAUAAUGUCUGGAUUUUGCAGAAAUUCUAACUAAACCAUGGUACAUAUGUGAUUUCAAUGGCAGUGUCCGAUAUCAUUGAUUGCAUUGCAGACGAUGACUUAAUGUGAAGACAGGGAGUGAGGUGAAAGUCAAUAGGAGUGCAACAAUCUUACAAACGUUAAGCUUUGACAUGUUCUGUCACACUGUACUUCCCUUCACCUUUCAGCCUGACAAUAUAUUUUCAGCUCCUACUGUAGAUAAAACAUACUUCACUGCCUGAAUGACUGUGAAAAAAAGUAUUGUUACUUUCUGAAACAAGUAUGUCUUUGAUUAUCGUGUAAAAAUACAAUAAAACACUAUUAUCUCA
Messenger RNA from Salmo salar (Atlantic salmon), 6812 nucleotides. RefSeq names its product A-kinase anchoring protein 12b (gene akap12b). Gene Ontology annotation, molecular function: calmodulin binding; protein kinase A binding. Gene Ontology annotation, cellular component: cytoplasm. The record is from RefSeq and is a predicted model, not a curated record. NCBI's taxonomy places the organism in Eukaryota, Metazoa, Chordata, Actinopteri, Salmoniformes, Salmonidae. Gene Ontology annotation, biological process: signal transduction; regulation of protein kinase C signaling.